Macrobrachium nipponense is the source of this 920-nucleotide messenger RNA. RefSeq names its product cytochrome P450 2L1-like. The transcript is spliced from 6 exons. Gene Ontology annotation, cellular component: cytoplasm; intracellular membrane-bounded organelle. Lineage: Eukaryota; Metazoa; Arthropoda; Malacostraca; Decapoda; Palaemonidae. The coding region runs from base 387 to 920 and encodes 177 amino acids. The record is from RefSeq and is a predicted model, not a curated record. Gene Ontology annotation, molecular function: oxidoreductase activity, acting on paired donors, with incorporation or reduction of molecular oxygen, reduced flavin or flavoprotein as one donor, and incorporation of one atom of oxygen; iron ion binding; heme binding. Gene Ontology annotation, biological process: xenobiotic metabolic process.
GGUACGACACGGAUGACCAAGAAAUAAUAAAAUUUAAUACCAUCCUGAGAGAUAACAUAGACUUGAUACAAGGAGACUCCAGAUUUUGGAUGUGUUCCCAUAUCUAGUGAAAAUACUCCCUAGAAUUGUCCUCGAGAAAGUGUUCAAAGUGAAAUUAGUCUGCCAAAAUAUGGACAAUUCAACAACCUCAUGCUUGAAACUAUAGAGACUCACGUGAAGACGCUGGACCCAGACAAUCCCAAGGACUACAUAGAUGCCUACCUCAUACAAAUGCAGAAAGAGAGGGGCAGCCUUAGUUCCAUAUUCAGGGAAGACUACUUCAACCUUAUCAUAACCCUCGACGACUUGUUCGCUGCAGGAAGUGAGACAACUUCGUCUACCAUCCGAUGGCUGAUCGCUCUCUUGGCCACCCAUCCCGAAAUACAGGGAAAAUGCAGAAGGAAAUUGAUGAGGUUGUUCCAAGGGACACACUCCUUCUCUCCAGGAUAAGGACAGACUGCCAUACACCGAGGCAGUUUUUACUGGAGGUAAUGAGGUAUUCUUCCUUAAUACCUGUAGGUGUUAUGCACGCAACCACAGAAGAAAUCCAAGUGGGCAGGUACCGUUUGCCUAAGAACACAGCAAUAUUUGCCAGUGCCAGGAGCUGCCACAGAGAAAACAAGAAAUAUUUUGAGAGACCUGAGAAUUCUACCCAUGAGCACUUCCUUGACAAAGAAGGCAAAGUCAUCACGAAGAGAGAAGGUUUCCUUCCUUUUUCUCUUGGGCGACGCCAGUGUCUGGGUGAGAGCUUAGCUAGAAUGGAGCUGUUCAUCUUUGCAACUUGUCUCUUCCAGAGAUUCACUGCUUCACCCCCCAAGGGGGGUUCCAUUUCUUUGGAACCUGAUCACUUCCAGCCCUCCUUAGCUUAUCCCGCCGUAUGA